This is a messenger RNA of Lithohypha guttulata, 636 nucleotides long. RefSeq lists its product as uncharacterized. Bases 1 to 636 code for a protein of 211 amino acids. Gene Ontology annotation, cellular component: cis-Golgi network; TRAPP complex; trans-Golgi network. NCBI's taxonomy places the organism in Eukaryota, Fungi, Ascomycota, Eurotiomycetes, Chaetothyriales, Trichomeriaceae. The transcript is spliced from 2 exons. Gene Ontology annotation, biological process: regulation of GTPase activity; endoplasmic reticulum to Golgi vesicle-mediated transport. The record is from RefSeq and is a predicted model, not a curated record.
AUGGCGCAACCACAACUCGCUGCAGAGCCCGACUCAGCAUAUGUAGCCAUGUCCUGCUUCGAACUCCUUCUGAUCGAGCUUGUACCUAUGGCAGAACGUCUUGCGCGAGAAUAUGAAGCUUCACUCGACCAGCCUAGUAUCACAAACAAGGCAUCCUCGAAGACAAAUACCUCUACUACAGGGACAGCAAUUCCAACGACAUACGACGGUUUACCUGAGACAGAAGUGUUCAAAGACAGUGUCUAUUUCAGACUAGAAAAGCUAGGCUUCAGGGUUGGGUUGGGUUUGAGCGAGCGGUUUUCCAAAAAUAGACCACGUUUUUCCGACCAUCUGGAUGUGAUCAAGUUUCUGUGCAAGGACAUCUGGACAAUCGUCUUCAAGAAACAAAUUGACAAUCUCAAGACAAAUCACAGGGGAGUCUACGUUUUGACCGACAGCAAAUUUCGGCCCUUCUCGAGAAUGAGCAUGCACACAACUCAAGAAGCUACUGUACGAGCACAACCGCACCUCAUAUUUCCCUGUGGCAUAAUAAGAGGUGUACUUUCAAGUCUUGGUAUGAAGGCGACGGUGCAAGCGGAAACCAAUGAGCUACCGAUGGCUGUCUUUCAGAUCAAGACUGUUCCUCAGAAGACAUGA